GACAGGCUGCUCCAUCGACUGACCAUCAUUAUCAGCACUUUUAGUACUGGGGGACGGGGUGAAGAGGUUGAGGGGCACGCAGAACUGCCCAACCCCAAUGCACUCUGGAGCGACCCUAAAUGAGGGCCGGAAGGAAGAUUCUCCACAGGCGCCUUCUGGGUGGACGUGCCCCAGACGCACUCCCGGACUCCGUGGUCCCGCGGAAGCUGCAGUGUUGGGGAUAUUUUAAAUGGCUCUUACUUGAGAGGAGGCGUGAUUUCCACGUUCGAGCGUCUUCGCUCCCCACCCCCUCUCCGCAACAGCCAGUGCGCGCCACCACCUGAGCCUGGCAAGAGCCGGGGCGCACGCAGUCUUCAGCCUCCUCCUUUCCGCCUCUGGGGGGACUCGGCUCUAAGCGGGGUCCGCCCGACGCCCCCUGGGAGAACUCUUUACUUUUUGUUUGGAAAAUCGGGGCCAUUUCUUUAUUCAUCUCUGGGCCUCCCCGGAGGAGGACAGGGGAAGGGAGGGCGUGAGCGGCGGGCCGGGGGAGGGGAGCGCGGGGAGGGGAGGGGACUGGGUGUAGCCUGGAAUUCUUCGUCCUCGUGUUCCUAGGCUGGCGCGCAGUGUCUCCCCGCGAAAGCGCCGCCACCUCUCCCCGCGCCACCCCGUCGUUGGCCUUGGGGGUCGGGAUGCUGCGGCAGGUUCUGCACAGGGGCUUGAGGACGUGUUUCUCCCGGCUCGGCCACUUCAUUGCCAGUCACCCAGUCUUCUUCGCCUCGGCGCCCGUGCUCAUCUCCAUCCUGCUCGGCGCCAGCUUCAGCCGCUACCAGGUCGAGGAGAGCGUGGAGCACCUGCUGGCGCCUCAGCACAGCCUCGCCAAGAUCGAGCGCAACCUCGUCGACAGCCUCUUCCCGGUCAACCGCUCCAAGCACCGGCUCUACUCGGACCUGCAGACCCCCGGGCGCUACGGCCGGGUCAUCGUCACCUCCUUCCAGAAAGCCAACAUGCUGGACCAGCAUCACACUGACCUGAUCUUAAAGUUGCAUGCUGCUGUGACCAGGAUCCAGGUUCCGAGGCCUGGUUUCAAUUACACAUUUGCCCACAUAUGUAUCCUGAAUAACGAUAAGACUUGCAUCGUGGAUGACAUCGUGCAUGUUCUGGAGGAGCUAAAGAAUGCUCGGGCCACCAACCGGACCAAUUUUGCUAUCACGUACCCGAUCACUCACUUAAAGGACGGGAGGGCAGUGUACAAUGGGCACCAGCUUGGAGGCGUCACCGUGCACAGCAAGGACCGGGUGAAAUCCGCAGAGGCUGUCCAGCUCACCUACUACCUGCAGUCAAUCAACAGUCUCAAUGACAUGGUGGCCGAGAGAUGGGAGUCGAGCUUCUGCGACACUGUCCGACUGUUCCAGAAAUCCAACAGCAAAGUCAAAAUGUACCCUUAUACGUCCUCCUCCCUGAGGGAAGAUUUCCAGAAGACCAGCCGCGUGUCGGAACGUUACCUGGUCACCAGCCUGAUCCUGGUGGUCACCAUGGCCAUCCUCUGCUGCUCUAUGCAGGACUGCGUCCGCAGCAAACCCUGGCUGGGCCUGCUUGGGUUGGUGACCAUAAGCCUGGCCACUCUCACUGCGGCUGGGAUCAUCAAUCUCACUGGUGGGAAAUACAAUUCCACCUUCCUGGGAGUCCCUUUCGUCAUGCUAGGUCAUGGAUUAUAUGGGACUUUUGAAAUGUUAUCCUCCUGGAGGAAAACUAGAGAAGACCAACAUGUUAAAGAGAGAACUGCAGCAGUCUAUGCAGACUCCAUGCUCUCCUUUUCUCUCACCACUGCCAUGUACCUGGUCACCUUUGGCAUAGGGGCCAGCCCUUUCACGAACAUUGAGGCAGCCAGGAUUUUCUGCUGCAAUUCCUGUAUUGCAAUCUUCUUCAACUACCUCUAUGUACUCUCGUUUUAUGGUUCCAGCCUGGUAUUCACUGGCUACAUAGAAAACAAUUACCAGCAUAGUAUCUUCUGUAGAAAAGUCCCAAAGCCCGAGGCAUUGCAGGAGAAGCCGGCAUGGUACAGGUUUCUCCUGACGGCCAGGUUCAGCGAGGACACCACCGACGGGGAGGAGGCGAACACUUACGAGAGUCACCUAUUGGUAUGUUUCCUCAAACGCUAUUACUGUGACUGGAUAACCAACACCUAUGUCAAGCCUUUUGUAGUUCUCUUUUACCUUAUUUAUAUUUCCUUUGCCUUAAUGGGCUAUCUGCAGGUCAGUGAAGGGUCAGACCUUAGUAACAUCGUAGCGACAGCGACACAAACUAUUGAGUACACUACUGCCCAGCAAAAGUACUUUAGCAACUAUAGUCCGGUGAUUGGGUUUUAUAUCUAUGAGUCCAUAGAAUACUGGAACACUAGUGUCCAAGAAGACGUGCUAGAAUACACCAAGGGGUUUGUGCGGAUAUCCUGGUUUGAGAGCUAUUUAAAUUACCUUCGGAAACUCAAUGUGUCCACUGGCUUGCCUAAGAAAAAUUUCACAGACAUGUUGAGGAAUUCCUUCCUGAAAGCCCCCCAAUUUUCGCAUUUUCAAGAGGACAUCAUCUUCUCUAAAAAGUACAAUGAUGAGGUCGAUGUAGUGGCCUCCAGAAUGUUUUUGGUGGCCAAGACCAUGGAAACGAACAGAGAAGAACUCUAUGAUCUCCUGGAGACCCUGAGGAGACUUUCUGUCACCUCCAAGGUGAAGUUCAUUGUCUUCAACCCAUCCUUCGUGUACAUGGACCGAUACGCCUCCUCUCUGGGAGCCCCCCUGCACAACUCCUGCAUCAGUGCUUUGUUCCUGCUCUUCUUCUCGGCAUUCCUGGUGGCGGAUUCUCUGAUCAAUGUCUGGCUUACUCUAACGGUUGUGUCCGUAGAGUUUGGAGUUAUUGGUUUCAUGACAUUAUGGAAAGUAGAACUAGACUGCAUUUCUGUGCUCUGCUUAAUUUAUGGAAUUAACUACACAAUUGACAAUUGUGCUCCACUGUUAUCCACAUUUGUUCUGGGCAAGGACUUCACCAGAACUAAAUGGGUAAAAAAUGCCCUGGAAGUGCACGGGGUAGCUAUUUUACAGAGUUACCUCUGCUACACUGUUGGUCUGAUUCCUCUCGCAGCUGUGCCUUCAAAUCUGACCUGUACACUGUUCAGGUGCUUGUUUUUAAUAGCAUUUGUCACCUUCUUUCACUGCUUUGCCAUUUUACCUGUGAUACUGACUUUCCUGCCACCCUCUAAGAAAAAAAGGAAAGAGAAGAAAAAUCCCGAAAACCGGGAGGAAAUUGAGUGUGUAGAAAUGGUGGAUAUUGACAGUACCCGAGUGGUUGACCAAAUUACAACAGUGUGAUAGCGUCUGUUGGUUAUAUUUUCACCCUAGGUCUUAUAAAAAGCAAAGAGAUUAUGUUCAUGAGACAAAUUUAAAGUUUUCCUUUCUCUUUUAAGGAUAAGGAACAGGCAUUGCCAAAAAAAAAAAAAGUAAAGGAUAAGGGCGGGAAUGGGCAUUGCAUAUUUUCAAUCAUCUUUAAAACAAAAGGUAAUCAGAAAGAAUUCACACACACACACACACAGAGAUGUAUAGUCUCUUAAACUAAGAUCAAAUAGAAGAAAGCUUAUUAGCAAGCAGAAUCCUAUUUUAUCCACACUGCAGAUGUUGCUGGUAUUGUGAUAAAAACCUACUGAUUGAAAGGUCAGCUGCCAAGGCAGAAAUAGCUUUAAGCAUUGUUCAGACAGUAAGGCUUCCAGAACUUCUGCAGAGCAGUAGCUCCAGGCAGGGUCUAUGUACAGUUUGAGGUUUCAACCAUCUCAUCUAGCUCCCCAACACCCCAAGGAGAGGCUUGUGAAAGUUCUGGCCAGUAAAAGCAAGCCAGAACCUCAGAAGCAGACACAUGGUGGAGUGGCCAUCACCCCUGGACUAAAACUAAGUCACCCCUAAAUUCACCCAGGUAAGGCAGUUUUUGCUGUCUAGAAUAAGUUUAUCAUAUCCCCUCAUCAAUACAGUUUUCACAUUUGUACAGUUGGGUUAAUAUACCUUUAAACCAAUGACAGCUCCAGAUUUGCAGAGUUGGGCAAUGCUAUUUUGGAGUAUCUUACUGCUUGUCACCAAAUGGAUCUGCUUUAUUAGUUACAGCUCUUGGCAGGAGGCUCUGAGUACCGAAAUCCACAGAGCUAAACCCAAAUACCUGGCACGAUGGAGGAAAAGCAGGUGUCUACUUGAACCCAGAGACAGUGUUUCCAUUUUAACAAAAAAAAUAGCCAGCUGGUACAGCGGUUUGUGGUUUGGCCCUAAAUGCAUUUUUUGCAUGGAUGCCCAGAAAGAAAAUCUGCCCAUGCCUAGCUGAGGGAAGAGAAAAGGACACUGAACUGGUUAUUUGCCGUAGCUUCCAACUUGUAGUGCCAGUCUGCCUUCGCCAGACAUGCCUGCUCAGAGACACAGAGGAGAAAAGAAAGUUCUUGGGUGGGCACAAGUCCUGAAACUGAGAAACUUUGUAAAAGGGCAGGCAGGGGGAUAAAAGGCAGAAAGGGUGAUAGAUGGAAUGACUGGAAGAUGGAAUCACCAAUACAAAUCAAUGAUGACAGUCAAACUUUCCUGCUAAGCUGACUGGACUCAUCUUCCUGCACCAACCCCCCCCCACCACCACCACACACACACACACACACACACACACACACACACACACACACACACACACACACACCUUUGUGAGUGCCCCUCUACUUCACUGCACGGCCCUUCUGCACGUCAAUGAGCCUUGAUAUUUAUACAGUUGACUUGCAGAAUCUGCAGGAUGUAAACAGAAAUGGUUGGAUCUGAAGAGGCUACGUAUAAUAUCCCAGACCCCUGCAUUUCUUGAAGGCUAUAAAAAUGAAGCUACAAGCUGGUCACAUUUGAGCACUUUUCCCUUUUAGAGAUGCAGCUUAUUUAGACAUCUGUAGUGGUAAGCAUUUCCCAAAAGCACCUUACCUUUCUGGACCUUAGCGGACGCACUGAGCAACUUUCCCAUCCUCUGCCGAGGAGGAAACUGAGACCUAGGAGAAUAAAGCGACUCACACAGGGUCCCACCACUGGAAGGUUUCCGCCAUUUUAGCAUGCCUAAGACAGGGCAGGCCAAUUUGAGACUUUCUCAUAAGAGGGCUAUUACUCCCUUCAAAGUACAUUUCCAAGGAAGGAACAUAGGACUUUAUUGGCCACAAAGCAGACUUUUUUUUUUAAUGUCUGAGUAACUGUUUGGGAUUUAGGUUUGCCAUUGUCUUUCCAAACAGUAAAUAUGCCCAAAUGAUUCAGAUGUAACCACACCAAGUGCAAAACUGUGCUUUCUCUUUCAUGUACUGUUGUUCACACAGUUCUAAAUACAUGUGCAGGGGAUCAUAGCUAGUGCAUUAUACACUUGUUCAAACUCUCCUGCAGACACACUAAGUGAUCAUACCAACGUGUUAUGCACUCAACUAGAAGAUAAUGAGCUUUAAUCUGAGGGCAAGUACAGUCCUCGAAAAAGGGCAAGUUCACAUAAUAGAUCUGCAAUCAAUUCUCUCUCCAAGGGGCCUGCGACUAGGCUACUAUUUAUAAAACACAGCUGAAGAGAGGAUUGGUUUUAUUCUUAAAUCAUAUGUUGCUAAAUCAUUUUCUGAACAGUGUGUUCUAAAUCAGCCAUUGAUUUAGUGUUGGCCAUGUGGUUUCAGUGACUCCACAAAACUGAUACAACACAAGUACCAAUUAAAUGGAUUUUGUUGAGAAUUUAAUCAUUCAAUUUGGUCAACCGGAAUGACUUACUGUGGAACUUUGUUUUAUGAGAGAUAGUAGUUUUCCAACUUGAUUGAGUCUCUGUAUUCCUUGGAAUAUUGUAUUUUUAAAUGAAGGGCAUUUUCAACCUUGUCAACUUCUCUUUUCAACACUUGAAAUCAAGGCUUAUGGAAUUCUGACUGUGGAAUGAAUUUUUUUUUUUACUGGGGGACUCUGCAUGCCAAGAUUUAUUACUUAUUAUUUAUUGUUAGAUCAUUAUUAUUUAUUUGUUAAUACAGAUUACUGAUUAUUGCACUGACAGCAUUGGUUUAGCCCGUUUAGCCACACCAUGGAGAAGACACUUUAGAAGUAACUCAGAAUCACAUCCCUAUAAAAUCUGUCUUUACUUCAUGAAGUUUUACUUUUUCAAUUGCUACACAGAGGGAAGGAAUGACCCUAGCAAACACUUGCAAAAUUUUUAUUUUUCAGUUAACUCCAACCAAGACAUUAAUGUUCACUUUACCAAAGAAACUUACUUGGUUGGUUUUGAGUUGGUGUUUGUUCUUUGUUUACCAAAGAAAACAUGCCAUUCAUCAAAAACAUUUCUCCUCAUCAACUUAAAAAAAGCAAAAACUGUAAUACUUGGGCUUUCUUGACCAUUCAUAAGGAAAAAAAAGAAAAGUCGGGGUAAGGGUGACUGUCUCUCAUUGAGUGAAACUCAGCAGAAGAUACAAAUUCACAAGUAAGAAAAUGAUGCUUGAAAUGGGGCAUUAUUGUUUAGUCCUACAGUAAUGGUCCAACAAGCAGCAGAAGGGCUCCUCAAGCUAAAAGCAGUAAGUACAUUUGUUCCACACACAAAAAAUAAAUAAAGAAAUGAGACAAACCCUCAUGAAACUCCCACUCCAUUGUUCCAGCUCAUAAGUUUUGGUUUGCUUUGGUGAUUUGGCUUUUGUUUUGCUAUGGUUUGGUUUUUUGGUGUGUGUUUGUGUUUGCUUCCUUUGCUCCCACCCUUCCCACCAUUGUUACCCCUUCAAUUUUCAGUCAAAAGUGAGAGAAUCCAAUGCCAUCCUCCAUAGCUACAACUAUUUAUGCAAUAUACUGCUCUAAACGAGGCCCUUGCUAACUCUCUUAUUUUAACUAACCACCACCCAGUUCUGAGCGGAAUUCUAGGAUAACACCACUUUCCUUCAGCCCCAGCAGUGGAGCUUGGCUGCAUCUAUCUCAAGAAUGGGUUGGGUCGGUUGGGCAGCCGCCUUGGGGGUGUGGAAUGAGGCAGAGACUAUUGGACACAAACGGUAUCCUCCUCAUAAUGGUUUUAUUCCUUUGGAUCCUAUUAAAGUAGCCCUGCAGCUUGUGGUAGUGUUUGACCUCUAUGAAUCUACGUUUUCUCAUCUGUAAAAUGGGGAUAAUGAUAGUAAUCAUCUUUAAAUUCAGCAAAUACUUACUGAGUGCCUAAUAUCACCCAGAGACUGUUCUAGCGUCUGGGGACAGCAGUGAACAAAUAAAAUAAAAAGCACCUGCCCUUGGAGAGCCUACACUUGAGUGACGCUGCAGAUAAGGAUUAAGUGAGAUGAGUUUUUUUGUUGUUAGCUGAGCCAUCCUGCCACCUGUUGGUAGCUCA
This is a messenger RNA of Hipposideros armiger (great roundleaf bat), 7326 nucleotides long. RefSeq names its product patched domain containing 1 (gene PTCHD1). Bases 669 to 3335 code for a protein of 888 amino acids. Gene Ontology annotation, cellular component: synapse; plasma membrane. NCBI's taxonomy places the organism in Eukaryota, Metazoa, Chordata, Mammalia, Chiroptera, Hipposideridae. Gene Ontology annotation, biological process: chemical synaptic transmission; cognition. The transcript has 4 exons. The record is from RefSeq and is a predicted model, not a curated record.